GUUCCGCGCGAGCCGAUACGCACAAAACCUAGUGGAGCGGAACCCAAAACCCUCUCCUCGCCGCCCGUCGCCGCCCACGAAAAUGGCGGCGCUCGCCACCCUCCUCCGCCGCGGCCGCCGCGCCCACGCUCUCCUCCCACGCGCCCUCUCCACCACCACCACCGGCGCCGACCCAGCACUCACGGGGUCGGGCGCCAAGAAGCGUCUACGCCGGGAGCACGACCCGGACCGCGUCGUCUCCCUCAUCGAGGCCAUCGACACGGCCUCCCUCUCCGCCGCCUCCACCCGCCACGCACUCUCCCUCGCCGCGCGCCGCCUCUCCCGCUCCCGCCGCUUCGCCGACGCCGAGGCGCUCCUCUCCUCGCACCUCCCCGCGUCUCCCACCGAGCCCCACCUCGCCGCGGUCCUCUGCUCCUACGCAUCCGCCUCCCUCCCUGAGAAGGCCCUCUCCGCCUUCCGCUCCGCCGCGCCGUCCCUCCCGACCCCCAUCUCCCCGCUCCCCUUCAACGCCCUCCUCUCCGCAUUCCUCCGAUGCCGACGCCACCACCGCAUCCCGGUCCUCUUCGCCGAGCUCUCCAAGGAGUUCUCCAUCACCCCCAACGCCACCUCUUAUGGCAUCCUGGUCAAGGCCUACUGCAUGACCCGUGACGACGCUAAGGCGCAGCAAGUGUUGGAUCAAAUGCGUGAGCAAGGUAUCUCGCCGACCACCAGUAUCUACACCUCAUUGAUCGAUUCCAUGUAUAAGCAGAAGAAGACUGAGGAGGCAGAGCGCUUGUGGAAGGAGAUGAUGGAGAGUGGAUGCAAGCCCGAUGUGGCAACAUAUAAUGUGAAGGCUAUGUACCGCGGACUCCAUGGGAAGCCAGACGAAGUCCUCCUGGUGAUGGCGGAGAUGGAGGCGGCUGGAGUUAAGCCGGACACCAUCACCUACAAUUUCCUCAUGACUAGCUAUUGCAGGGAUGGCAAGGUGGAGGAUGCCAAAAGGCUGUACCAUUCACUUGCUGAGAAGGGGUGUUCAGCAAAUGCUGCCACAUACAAGCAUAUGUUGGCAGAGCUGUGCGCCCAUGGAGAUUUCGAUGCUGGUUUGGGCAUUUUCAAGGAAAGCUUGAAGAGGCACAAGGUGCCAGAUUUUAAGACAAUGAAAGGGUUGGUUGAGGGAUUGGCAAAGGAAGGCAGGGUGACUGAGGCGAAAGAGGUUAUUGUUGAGGUGAAGAAGCAGUUCCCUGAGAAUCUGCUGUCUGGGUGGAAGAAGCUCGAGAAGGAGCUUGGGUUGGACUCAGACAGUCAAGGCACUCCUCAGCCAGAAGGUACGUCUGAAGAAACACUUGUUGAGAAGUUUGCUACCGCAGAGACACUUGAGCUGGAAGAGUCUUCCGCUGAGGAAACCGCUGUAUCAGUAGAAUCCAGUGAAGAUGAGAUGCCUGCACCUGAAGCAUCCAUGAGUGAGGAAGUUCCGCGGGGCCCUGCUUGAUUGGAUAUUAUCAUGUUAUCCUAGUUUAAUUUGGAUAGGAUCUUUGCAUUGGUCACAUUCUCUACAUUGAAGUAUUGUUGAUGCUGCUCUGUAGAGGUAAACAUUAGGUUUUGGAUACAGACUCCUGAGCUGCUAAUGUGAAUAAUAAGAUGCAGGAUGUGACAACUUUCAGAAUGAAGAGAUGCCUCUUAAUGUGAAUCUUGUGUACGACGUUAAGAGCUAUUGUACUGGUGAUGCUUCUCUUAUUUGAUUAAACACAUUGCGUUUCA
Phragmites australis (common reed) is the source of this 1737-nucleotide messenger RNA. Its product is annotated as small ribosomal subunit protein mL103 (rPPR7)-like. The transcript has a single exon. Lineage: Eukaryota; Viridiplantae; Streptophyta; Magnoliopsida; Poales; Poaceae. The record is from RefSeq and is a predicted model, not a curated record. Bases 83 to 1468 code for a protein of 461 amino acids. Gene Ontology annotation, molecular function: protein binding.